Molecule: messenger RNA, 2750 nt
Organism: Brassicogethes aeneus
Lineage: Eukaryota; Metazoa; Arthropoda; Insecta; Coleoptera; Nitidulidae
Source: the annotation of a GenBank genome assembly
GACCUCCCGCGUCUUCACUCCCGAACGGAUCGCGUUGCCGUUGCUUGCUGCUGUUGCUGCCGAUGCUCGUCUUCUGCAGUCAACUGUUUCUAGCGACCCGAGCCGGUUAAACGAACUAUUGUUUUACGUAACCUGUGAUCGAGAGUGCGAAUUUAUUAGAUUGGUGACCGUUAUCGGGAUUAUAGAUAAGAUAUGAAGUGGCCUGUGGUGGUUGGGAUAUUUACACUUUUUGGUGCUAUAUAUGCUCAGAUUCCUAAAGGAACUUUCUCGUGCGAAGGAAGGACGUCUGGUUACUAUGCUGACGUUGGUACAGGAUGUCAGGUUUACCACAUGUGCGAUGGCCUAGGAAGACAAUUUAGCUACACCUGUCCCAACGCAACUUUAUUCCAACAAAGAAUGCUGAUCUGCGACCAUUGGUACAUGGUGAACUGCAGCAAAUCAGAGGAAGAUUACAGCGCCAACUUGCUCAUAGGUCAAAGGGAAAAACCGUUUGUGGAAGACUCGGAAACCAAACCUUACUUCAGAACGCCCAGACCGGAUCUACUGUCACAACCAACCGCCUCCGAAGCUAACAUCAUCUACAGAAACAGCAGAACGAGCCCGAGCAACAACAUCGUAGGAGCCGGGUCACCAGCCACCGGCGAUCCAUCUUACUCCUUACCUAGUCAUUGGUCGACGGAAUACUCCAAAGAAUCGACUACCAGGGCUCCCAAUAAAGCGAGCAAUUACAAAACCAGCUCCAGUUUUGUGAGGACAAACUAUAAUAACGAUGACACGAAAAGAAGCAAAGGAAAGGCGAUUGAUGUAAAUAGUUCCAGGAAUAGGGUAAAUGAAGGCCAACAAAAUAGAUUUAAAUCUACUAGUAAAAAUAAUAAUAAUAACCGUCAAAAAGUAACUGUUAACUUCAAUUCCAACUUUAAGGCGACCACGCCAGUGUAUCCUCAAACAGUCGAUGUUAUUUCUGAUUCACCGGAAGAAGCAGGCCUACUACCACCACUAGCAGAGCAAUUCAGACAAGAAAACAUUAAAUUGCCUGAAGUUAAUUUCCAGUCUAAUUAUAAAGCUACCACACCAGUAUAUCCAAAAACUGUGGACGUUAUUUCUGACUUUCCCGAGGAAGCAGGAAUAUUACCACCACGUUUAGGAAACAACAGGCCAAAACAACAAGAACAAAGAGUAAAAGUGAACUUCGAGUCCAACUUUAAAGCCACAUCCCCAGUUUACCCGAAAACAUUGGAUGUUAUUUCAGAUUCCCCGGAAGAAGCCGGCAUUUUACCACCAAACUCAGAAUCAUUCAAAGUGAACCAAGGAGAGAAAUUUAAGGUUAACUUUCAAUCAAAUUUCAAGGCCACAACGCCAGUAUACCCAAAAUCUGUGGAUGUUAUAUCCGAUUUUUCUGAAGCAGAAGAAAUUUUACCACCAAGCUCAGGGGCAUCCAAAAUAAACCAAAAACCAAGAAAUAAAGUUAACUUUGAGUCGAAUUUUAAAGCUACUACGCCAGUAUAUCCGAAAAGUGUAGAUGUUAUUUCGGAUUCUCCUGAAGCAGCAGGAAUUUUACCUCCACGUUCAGGAAAUAAAAGACCAAAUCCAGAACAACGAGUAAAUUUUAACUUUGCUUCAAAUUUCGAAGCAACAACACCAGUGUAUCCAAAAACUGUGGAUGCUAUUCCGUUCUCGGCUGAAGAAGCUGGUCUUUUACCACCAAGACCAAAACAAAAUAAAACAAACAACCAGGAAAAUAUUGUCGUCAAUUUUGCUUCAAAUUUUAAAGCAACCACCCCAGUGUAUCCAAAAACAGUCGAGGCAACUUCCGAAGAUGCCGAUGGCGCUGGUGUUCUACCUCCUCUGCAAAGAACUCAGGAAAUCAAAGAAAACAUACGAGUAAACUUUAAGUCGAACUUCAAAGCCACUACCCCGGUGUACCCUAAAACAGUAGAACCAACCUCACAAAACCCCGAGGAUGUGGGCUUAGUAGCACCCCAAUCAAAAACAGUUUCCAUACAAAAAAUCCCUAGUCUAUCCCUAGAUUUAGAAGCGCCAUUCUUUGAUGAAGUACCUUCAAAGAAGAACAAGACGUUCCCAGCUGACCCGCCUUCGAAAUUUUAUCAGCCACCUCGUUUCGAGCCUGAUUUCAGUCAGCCAAAACAAAAACUUCAAGAAAACUUUGUACGAAAACCUUUCGACUUCGGUUCCAUGAACCCUGCUCAAUGGAAUCAGCUGAGAAGAGAUUAUCAAAUCCCUGAAUACGACUUUCCGCUAGAUGCCGCCACUAGGCCGAGUUACGACAGCAACUUUAGCUCUUUUAUGGCGAAAUCUAAGAAAAAAUAAUCAAAUAGGCUUAAUGUAUAAUAUUUUAUAAAAUUGUUACAAAAUUGAAUAUGGUAAAGGUAUGUAUGACCGAUUAUAAAAUUUAUACAUUUACUUUUACUUACUUUUUCAUGCUCUUAGGCAAACAAAAUUAUAAAAUUUGUGCGAAUUGUAAAUUUGCUUGAAGGGCAUGAAACGACUUAUGUAUUACACAACAGUCAUAAUCUAAGUACUUUUUUAAAUAGAGUGUAGUAUCUACCAAAAUAAAAAAAAGCCGUUAAAAACCAUAAUAAAAUAAUUUUAUAUCGUUAGGUUAAUAAGAAUUGUUUUAUAUUUCACACCAAAGGUUAAAUAAAGCAGAUAUGACACUCCGUUUGUAAUCUUUAUCAUUUAACUAGUCAAAAAUAUGUUAAAUGAUUAAGAAAAUCAUAACUUGUACAUAA